AUGAUCGCCUACUCUGAAGAAUCCUGUUGCAGAAGCGCAGAAACAUCUAAUUACGGUCCACACGUAGACACGAACAACCAUAAGAUUAAAAGAGAACAUACCAGGUACAAAAUUGUUCUAUAUGAGAAAGGGGUAUUAGCCAAAAGCAAUCGCAAACUCCUCCAGCGUAUUUCAUUGCUGGAUCUAAGUGGAGAUGUAACUUUAAACUCAAAAGGGGAAAGUAAUCAUAUACAAGGGCCAUCAAAACAUAUAAUCAACUCAAAUAGAGAAAAUACAUUCCAAAAAUCGCAAGGACAAGAAAAAAUCUCCAUAAACGCACAAAUAGGAAGAGGUUCCUUCAAGAGAAAAAUCUCUGAUAUCAAACCGGAUGAUUCGGAUAAUCAUACCUCUACUGACAACUUUAACGUUUGGGGGAAGUUAUCUGGAGCUCUAAAUAGUAUUUGCGAUUUCCAUAAGGAUGAUAAUGAAAACAAAACCCAUUGCGAUAUUUACCUGACUAUCGGCGGAUAUAUUCUUCGUGGUAAACCAGCAAAUACUCGUGAUGGUGAACACUUACUGAUAAUGAGAAAAGUACCAAAUCAUUGUAGUUGCUUGUGCUCAUGUAGGAAUCAUAUAGAAGUUCCUGAUCAUACUACACAUCCCUCAUACUAUGAAAUAUGUGGAAUUAUAAACAAAAAGGUCGACUUUAAGGAACGUCCUUCCGUUGUGUACCAAACUCUAGACGAUUCUUUACCUGAUGAAGCUUACUUGUAUCCAUCAAAAAAUUCACAAUCUAAAUGGAUAAUUCUUACAGUUACUGAUGAAUUGCUAAACGAUAUUAUAGAUGAGAACGCGUACUUUAAGGAAGUCAGGAGUCAUAAAGGGAAAAAUGAAGUAAAAAAGGUUGUUCUAUGUGCCCGUAACGAGACUUUCUACAUAGAAAAGAUGGAGCUGGGUGGUACAAUUUUGUUGGUAGCCUCCGCAGAUACAAAUUUUGAAAGAAAGGACAGAAAAAAUCUGUUAACAAUUGUUGGAUCCUGUAAAUAUAUGUACAAUUUAAUAAGGGCUACUCCUAUAUUUGAUAGCCUCCCAAAAGACCAACUUACUUCAACAUCUUUGAUGACGGACAAGACCGCAAUUUCUGAUUCACAAAUAAUGCAAUUUCUUUUGAAUAAAUAUGAGGAGUCACCUUGCUAUUACAUAUACCAAACGGAUAAUAAGAUUAGAUAUAUGGGUGAGCAUUUCUUUGGAGAGGUUGCGAUAAGAUUGUUGCAAAUCAUUCCGAUUUAUUUCACAAAAAAUCCUCAACAUAAAAAGGCGCUAACCGAACUUACGGUUGGAUAUUUUUGGAAUAUAGUAAACGAAUAUUCAGAUAUAUUUGAAUUUAUCGAAUCGGAAUUGAUGAACAUUCCUACAAUCCUACAGUUACUGACGCGAAUAUGUGAUUUUGACGAACAAUUUGACCUUAAGGAAUAUGUAAGUGUAAUGAAAGAUGAAACUCAAUUAUUAAAUCUAACUGCGAAACUCAAUUUAUUUAAGAUUCAGAAGUUGAUUACAUGGUGUAUCACAACUGCAAGCCAUGAUACUGGUGUAAAUUUUAUUGAUAUGGUAUUUCAUAUUGAUAACAUUAUUUUCAACGAUUCUCUUCCUGGCUACAUAUUUGACGAACUUUUAAAAUAUCUCAUGGAAUACAAUUGUAAGGAUAAUAGUACCCUAGAUUAUAUUAACUGCGUCAAAUUUUAUUACGAAAACACGACAUUUAGUGACCUUACCGAAAAGAUACAUUCCUAUUGCGGUAUAGAAUCAAUUGAUGACAGAUUGGGGACACUAUAUGAUAAGAGUGGUCCAGAAUUAUUUAAAAUAAAUCGAAUUAUCAGUUCUAAAGUUCCUAAUUUGGAAAAAAUUCCAUGCCUUGACUAUGACAUAUUCAAAGGUAAUACGAGGGGACUAGCGCAGCUCAGGUUUAACUACUCUAUGAAUUCACUAUUAUCAGUGUGUCGUUCCCCGCUUUCAAUACACAUUUCCUGUUUGGCAAACAAAUUAGUAACAGCAAUAGAACCCAAUGGGUGCUUACUAAGAAUAUGCCAAACUCAAGAAGAUGAAGAUUUAAGGGAUUCGUUAUCAGCAUUAUUCAAAGUGAGGGAUGUAUGGCAUCUAGAAGAUCUGGAGUGUAAGUUAAAACGGUUUUUUAAGGAGAAAACAGCAAUAGACGCGAUAACAGGGGCACCUAAUCAUUAUGCCAGAUUGUGGAUAAAAUCGGAAAAAAAUAAUAAAAACACCGAAAGAAAUAAAGAUAGUUCGAUAUGGGAGAAAGAUUCGGAAUCUAAAAAGCAAAUAGAAGAGGAAUCAUAUAUGAUAAUCAACUGGAAUGUACCAUUACUCUAA
Molecule: messenger RNA, 2364 nt
Organism: Theileria equi strain WA
Lineage: Eukaryota; Apicomplexa; Aconoidasida; Piroplasmida; Theileriidae
Exons: 1
Coding region: 1-2364 (787 amino acids)
Source: RefSeq, a predicted model, not a curated record